Ostrea edulis (European flat oyster) is the source of this 3707-nucleotide messenger RNA. RefSeq lists its product as uncharacterized. Gene Ontology annotation, biological process: proteolysis. Lineage: Eukaryota; Metazoa; Mollusca; Bivalvia; Ostreida; Ostreidae. The transcript is spliced from 27 exons. Gene Ontology annotation, molecular function: zinc ion binding; signaling receptor binding; metalloendopeptidase activity. Gene Ontology annotation, cellular component: membrane. The record is from RefSeq and is a predicted model, not a curated record. Bases 174 to 3566 code for a protein of 1130 amino acids.
AUUUCAUUGCAUUUUAAAUUUCUUUUAGAAGUAAAAACAUUUAGGAAGAAAUUGAUAACGUCAUACAUUAAUAUUCCACGGUCCAGCUAUCUGCAUGAUCAGUGGUUCUAUAAAAGACCCCACAGUUUUAAAACCUUCAUUGUCACCAGGGCCAGGAGCUAGAGAGAGAAAAAAUGUGGGGAUAUCAGACACUCGUGGUAGGCUUGGUGUUUGCGUGUACUGGGCUCACGGAGGGCAAACAGCGCCUAACUCCUCAGAAAUUACGUAUCCUCGAAGACUUGAAGAGAGAACUGGAAGAAUAUGAGACGACGCGAAAAGAAGAAAAGAGAGGAAAUGGACGUGGAAAUGGCAAUAGGAAUGUGAACAAGAUAGACAGCAUGUUUAUAGAUCCCAAUGAUCCCUACAUGAGGGAAUUGCUCAGCAUGGGAGUAGGAAUAGAUGGUGUCAUCAAACAUCCGAAGGGAUUGUUCCCCCAGAGGUCCAGGAUAGUUAAAGAACGGAGAUUAUACAGGACGGUCAAAACGAAGAAAGAAACCAAGAAUAAGAAGCGCAACAAGAGGAAUUUUGGACCCGGGUGGCAGAAAUGGCCGAUGGGUGUGGUUCCCUACAUAUUUGACGAUAAUCUAGUUGCAAACAGGGCGCCAUUCCUUGAGGCUAUUGAGUUGUUCGAUAAUGUGACGUGUAUUCGUUUUAAGCCACGAUCAGCAGCAGUGGAAACAGAAGUAGGUCAUCAAGGAUAUGUUCGUGUUCAAAGUGGAUCGGGGUGCAGUUCUGGAGUGGGUUUUUAUGGAACUGGUGAACAUGUCAUUACUUUAGCAGAACCCGGAUGUGGAUCAGUCUUUACAGCAGCUCACGAAAUGCUGCACCGUCUUGGACAAAGACACGAACAGGCUCGGAGCGAUCGGGAUCGGUAUCUCAGGAUUAUUUGGAACAACAUCAAUCCCAGCAGUCAGUAUAAUUUUUACAAACGACUGACAUACAAUAGAAAUCCUUACGAUAUUGGAAGUGUGAUGCAGUAUGGAUAUACGUCUUUCGGUGGUGGAAAAACAACAAUUGAGCUGAAAGAUAAAAACCUUCAGUUUCUGGAGUUUCCGGGCAACCAGGUGUUCUCAUUCUAUGAUUUAAAGGAUAUUCUGGAUCAAUAUGAAUGCACAGCGCACUGUACCUCACGACCCCUAUGUCAGAAUGGAGGAUACGUUAAUGUGAACUGUGGAUGUGAAUGUCCCGAGGGUCUGACAGGAACCUUGUGUGAGACAGUCGUCACUGACACGGAUUGUGGUGGUUAUGUUAUUCUGGAGGAAAAUGAUAUUUCUUUGGAACAAGACAAAGACGUUUCUGUCACAUCUCCUAAUUACCCGGACCAGAUUAGUCUAGGAAAAAUUUGUAGAUGGGUCAUUAAGGCACCAGUCGGAUACAUCAUCAAAAUGACGAUAGAUGAACUCCAUAUGGCUUAUAACCCGGACACGCUGCGCUGCUAUCACUGGUUGGAGAUACAAUACAAUCAACCGGGACAACCAGGCAUAAAGCGUUGUGGGGAUAUCACAGGUGAAAAAGUCUUAACAUCAAUUGAUUCACCGACGUUUAUGAUUGUUACCAUGGAUACCAAGUUCAUAACCAGUCGUACUACACGCAAAGGCUUUAGACUUCAUUUUGAGAAAGAAAGAGAGGUCUGCAGGGACCAUCUGUGUGAAUAUGGGGUAUGCGUUCCAACUGAGCUGAAGGCAUGUCAGUACAAGUGUGUGUGCCAGCCCGGGUACACGGGGGAACACUGCGACCAAGUGAUCGACGACGCCAAACUGAAAUGCAGUUUUGAAAGAUUUGAAAAGUGCUUCUUCGACAACAUUCAGGAAGGAGAUGACUUUGAAUGGGGACGCGGUUUUAGAAACACGUUGUCACUUAGGACAGGACCGGAGACUGCUUUCCGUGGGGAGAGGUUCCUAUUCACGGAAAUGUCAUUACCCAGAAAACCCGGGGAUAAUGCAAUAUUAGAGACAACAGUCCCCCUACCAGCAAAAGCCGGUUGCCUCUCCUUCGCGUACAAUAUGUUUGGUCGCCAUGUCAACAACCUGACUCUGUUUAGUGAGGGGACGAAUCAAGCCAGAACCUCUCUCUGGACAAAGAAUGGAAACCAGGGAUCAGACUGGUUGACAGCCAAAGUGAACAUACCGGAAGCACAAGGACUAAAGCUCUCGUUUGAGGCCAGUGCGGGGGAUUCCUGGGACAGUGAUGUGGCGUUAGACGAGAUCACGUGGGAAGUCGGGCAGUGUGACGUCAACACUCCUAAAGAUUGUAUAGAAGCUGGCAAGGAAUAUGAAGGAACACGUGACUAUACCAAAAAUGGCGUCACGUGCCAGGCGUGGGCAUCUAAUUAUCCACACACAAUAACCCCAAAAUACACCUAUCUGGCUGACCAGUCCAACUAUUGUCGGAUCGCUGAUGAACCCGAGUCCUGGUGCUACACCAUGGACAACCAGACCAGAUGGGACUGGUGUAGUGUCCCGUACUGUUUCGCUACAGAAUGUGCCUACACACCUACUGGUAUUGACUACACAGGGACCGUCAGUCAUACUAAGACUGGGAUACCGUGUCAAAGAUGGGACUCACAGACCCCCCACUCUCAUUCUUAUAACGAACUACACAAGGACGAGAACUACUGCAGGAACACUGACGGCAGUGCCGGACCGUGGUGUUAUACACAAGAUCCGGACAUCAGAUGGGAACUGUGUGACGUACCACAAUGUGAAAAGGUACAGCGAGAUUGUCUGAUGACGGGCAGAGGGAUAGAUUAUAAUGGGGAUCACAGCGUCACAACAUCCGGCAAAACCUGUCUGUUUUGGACAACCGAAGCAUUGAGCGGUGAUGCCAAUCACUGUAGAAAUCCGGAUUCAUCCUCCAAGCCUUGGUGUUACGUACAGGGAGAAACCGGACUGGUCAAGGAAUAUUGCGACAUUCCAUCGUGUGCCAGUUCUCCCUGUUUUCCAAAUCCUUGCAAGAACAGAGGAGAGUGUGCUGUCAACGGAACCUCGUACACGUGCACCUGUCUGCCUGGAUUCAAGGGAGACAACUGUGAUAUAGAGGAUUUUGAUGAGGUUGCUGAUUGCAAGAGGACAACCACGGGGUGGGAAUAUACGGGUACCAUCAGCGUGACAACAUCUGGGAGGACGUGUCAGGACUGGGGCUCUCAAUCACCUCACUCCCACGGCAUAGGGACAAAUCUACCGGAAAACUACUGUAGGAACCCGGAUGGUGAACCGUCACCUUGGUGUUAUACCACAGACCCAAACGUACGAUACGAGUUAUGCGAUAUUCCGGAUUGUGUCGCCCCACCACUGGAGUGCCUAACAAACCCGGAUCCUACUGGUAGACACUACUUUGGGACACAAAAUGUUGCCGAUAGUGGAGACCUGUGUCAGAGAUGGGACACUACGACUCCGCAUCAUCAUAAUUUUGAUUAUCUUGAUGACCAGAGUAACUACUGUCGAAAUCCGGACGGCGAAAACGCCCCCUGGUGUUACACUGUCAACCCGAACAAACGCUGGAGCACGUGCAUUGUACCGCGUUGCUAAUAAAUGAGGAACUCAUUAAUUUUCAGACCAUUUGAUUAUUGUUUAAAAAUAUAAGUUGAAUUCGUGCAUUUUGAAUAUUUACAGAGUUAUAUUAGGAAAUAAAGUCAAAUUCAUUUGAUGACAAAAAUGUUUCUUUUAAUA